AUGAAAUUAAUUCCCUGUUUGAAACAUGAUGGAUCAUAUUUAUUAUUUAUAAAAUAAGAUAAAAAUGAGACAAAAUUUUUUUGUGAGUAAUGUUGCAUGGAUAUGAAUAAAUAAUACCUUCAAAAUGAUUAAUAAUAUUUAAUUAUUUAUUAUAAAAGGCAUUGAAAUCACCAGAAUUUUUAAUUUCAAAACUGAAUUUAUCAACAUCCCUUUAAGAAAUUUUCACCAAUUUGUAUUAAUAUGAUGAAAAUACUGUGAAUAAUCUUCUAAUUGAUUUUUAGACUUAAUUUUCAAACAUAGAAAAAGCCCUAAAAAUAGUUUAUAAAGAACUAGAAUAGCAUUCUAAAAGUAUUCUAGAAAUAAAAUUGAAGAUUAGGAAUGAGUUAAAAAAGGUUAUUAUUUAAUCAAUAAUAGAUUAUUAAAUUUGAUUAAUUUUAAUAAUUUUCAGUUAAUCUUGAAUAAUUAGGAGAUUCGAUUAAUAUUUAAGCUAUAGAAUAAAAUGAAAAAAAUCUGCAUGAAUAUUUAUAAGAACUUACAAAAAAUAACUGUUAAGAACUGAAUUUAAAAUUGAUUGAUGUGCUUGAAAGAAUAUAACGAGAGCCAAAAAAUCUAAAUGAGGAAUAAUAUCCUUAAUGUAGAAAAUUAUAAAAUUACUUUAAAUCAUUUAAUCUUAAUUAAUAAAGUCUUGCAUAAUAUGAUAAUUUACUGAAUAUUGUUUAAUGUAGUACAAAAUAUGAUGGAGAGUUAUUGUCAUCUAAUUAAUUAUGCAAGAUAAUUAAUUAUAUUUAAUCUAAAUUGAAUAAAAAAGUAAAAACCUUUUAACAAAUAUAUUUUGGAACUAAAGAUGGAUUAAAUGGAAAAGUGUUUUGGAAUAAAGUGAACGAGAAAUCAAAUUUAUUAAUGAUAUUCAAAUCUAAGAGUGGAUUUAUUUUUGGUGGUUUUUCUCCAUGUCAAUGGCAAUAAAGUUUGAAUAAUUAUGUAAAAGAUAAUACAUGGUCUUCAUUUUUAUUUUCAUAGACUCAUGAUUAAAUAUAUCCUUUAAAAGGAGACGCUUUCUAUUGUAAUUUAUAAUAUGGACCUACUUUUGGAGGUGAUUUUUAUAAGGGUAGUCAUGAUAUAUAUAUUGAUAAAAAUUUUCAAGAAGGUUAUUCUAAUUUGGGAACUGCAUAUUAAUGUGAUUAAUAUUAAAUCGUUAAUACUAGCACUCAUUUAUUUGGUUAAGUAAUUCCAAGAAUAGAGGAGUGCGAGAUUUAUUAAGUAAUAUAUGUUUGA
Molecule: messenger RNA, 1272 nt
Organism: Paramecium sonneborni
Lineage: Eukaryota; Ciliophora; Oligohymenophorea; Peniculida; Parameciidae
Source: the annotation of a GenBank genome assembly